AUGGUCAAGAACACCCGGCAGCGAGCCAAACCAACCACUGUGGAAGGGCUUCAGCAUGAGUGCUCAGAGUAUUUUGGGUGGCGGCCAUGCCGGUGGCAGAGUGAGGUUGCAUUCAAUCUUGUUGGCCGAGCAAAUCAAAUUUCUAUAUCCUCCACUGGCUCGGGGAAGAGUCGCGUCUUUUGGUUGCCAAUGAUCUACGAGAGCGGGCUUACCAUCAUAGUCGUUCCUCUCAAAAGUCUUGGUCAGCAGCUUGCCGACGAGUCAUCAAGGGAAGGGUUCCAUGCCAUCUCAGAAAUCAGGAAAUCCGCGUUCCGGACCGUAGUGCUGUCACCCGAAAUUUCAGUGGACCCGCGUUUCAUGAAAAUAUGGACUGACCCGAAAUUUAAGCGUAAAAUCGACUGUGUCAUAGUGGACGAGGCCCAUUGUGUUAGCCAAUGGGGGAGGGACUUCCGCGUUUCAUACCUUUGGCUAUCACGCUUACGUACCGUGUUAGGGGAUGAGAUUCCAUGGUACCUCACCUCAGCCACACUUCAUGUGGCCACUGUUCGCGAUGUACUGAACAUAAUCGGACUGCCAAAGGAUACGUCAAUCUAUAGACGUUCCAAUGAUAGACCCAACAUUCACCUGUGCAUGUGUGCAAUGAAAUACACUAUCGCAUCGCGCUUUGGCCUCGCAUUCUUGGUCCCCCCCAAUGCAAAGCUGGAUGAUGCAGAGUGGGUUCGGCAGUACAUCCCGCAAUUCCUCGUUUACUGCAAUUCACGUGCGGAUACGGAGAAAGUGGCCAAGUUCUUGCGGAAUCGCCUGCCUGCUGACGCGCGGGGCCGAAUUGUCUGGUAUCAUUCAGGAAUGUCCGAGCCGUUCAGAAGAGAAACGAUUGAGGCCUUUGAGGCCGGUGAGAUCUUGGGUAUCUGCUGCACAGAUGCCUGUGGAAUGGGCCUCGACCUGCACCGCGUCAAGAUUGUCGUCCAGUACCGAUUACCAAAGAAGAUUGAUGCCAUGGUCCAACGGUUUGGGCGGGCAGGGCGUGAUCAAUCCAUAGACGCCAUUGCAAUUCUCAUGGUAGAG
Molecule: messenger RNA, 1065 nt
Organism: Cantharellus anzutake
Lineage: Eukaryota; Fungi; Basidiomycota; Agaricomycetes; Cantharellales; Hydnaceae
Product: P-loop containing nucleoside triphosphate hydrolase protein
Exons: 3
Biological process (GO): double-strand break repair via homologous recombination
Cellular component (GO): cytoplasm; nucleus; chromosome
Molecular function (GO): 3'-5' DNA helicase activity; four-way junction helicase activity; nucleic acid binding
Source: RefSeq, a predicted model, not a curated record